AUGCCGUCCUCAUAUGGAACGCACCAGGACUUGGCCGUCGCAAGGUCCGAACUGCUCUAUAAGGUUCCGAGCAACUUAUCUCUGAAGGACGCGAGUGCUAUUUGUAUGGCAGCACAUACAUCGGCGGAUGCCUUGUUCAACGUCAUCGGCCUUGGGUUCCCAGCCGCCGAUGUGACCGGCAUCGAUCCAACGGGGCGUGGAAUUCUCAUCUGGGGUGGUGCCAGUAGCGUCGGCUGUAUGACUAUCCAGAUAGCCAAGGCUGCUGGCUUCCAGCAUAUAUUUACAACUGCAUCACUUAAAAACCACAGUGUCCUUCGACAGUUGGGGGCCACGCACUGUUUCGACUAUCACAGCUCCAGCGUGGUCAACGACAUCCAAACAACACAGAAGGACCUCGGUAUUGAUUUGACUAUGGCCUUCGACACUGUCGGUAAAGGGGCCUCGGGUCAUGGUGUUACAGAUGGUCUCAGCACUCCUGCACUUACAAGGAGCGCAUUGGACUCAAGCGGCUUCUCGAAGGAUAUUUACCUGGUCUGCACACUCCCGGUUCCCGCAGACUCCGCUUUCAAGUUUUGCACAUCUUACAGACCAAACGGUGAUCGAAAUGCUAUCGGAGCGCCCCAAGAUCCGGAGGCACCUAUCCGUAUACACACAAUUAUGGAACAUCUGCUGGCUAGUACGGACGGAGGCUUAAGACUGCCUGUUGUCACAGCUGUGACUGGCGUUGAGGCGGGCAUCGAAGCAAUCCGCCGUGUGGCUGCGGGUGAGGUGAGCAUGGAAAAACUGGUUCUGAAGCAUCCUCUCGAAUAG
This is a messenger RNA of Clonostachys solani, 810 nucleotides long. NCBI's taxonomy places the organism in Eukaryota, Fungi, Ascomycota, Sordariomycetes, Hypocreales, Bionectriaceae. The record is from the annotation of a GenBank genome assembly.